ACUAUUAUGCCCUUUGCUGCAAGCUCUAUAUUAAAUCUGCGCCGUGGGCUAAGAAAGAGAAACUUUGCAAGUACUCAUCCUUACCUAGCAGAUCAAGCGCAUUGGCUUGAUCUUGCAAGCAUUAACUAUUUGAAUGAUAUCUACGAGGAAAACCGAAACUUAGAGUCUAUGCUUAAGUUUUUAAAUCAGCAGUAUCUCAGAAAAAAGUCCAGAUAUCCAGAUGAAGAUAGGUAUAAAUCUAAAAGUUUCUAUAAAUUCUUGGGAAGAACUAAUCCAAAUGUCCACAUUGGAUCGCUCUCACAGAACGACCCUGAAGUACCAGAUUUGGCCACAACAAGAAAUGGCGAGCGAACAGAAAGUGAUAUAGAAGAAUUGCAACUGGUGGACUACGAAUCUGAUGAUUCCAUCGCUAAUAUUCGACAUAGGAGUGUUUAUAUAGAUGACUCGGAUGAAAAUGAUUCAAGCCACAGACGAGAUAGUGAAUCUUCUGAAAUAUCUCAAAAGGAAAGGGAAGAUGAAGAUGGUGCAAUGGUCCAUGUUGGAGGACGUGUUAGGAGAGGAAAGAAUAUCCUUCAUGGUGUUUUACCGGAAUCUGCAAAGAGGCUUUCAAUUUGGAAGGGAAAAAAACUUACAACGAAAACAAAGAGAGUUGGAGCAACUGAUUUGAGAAAAGGGUUGGCCAUAAAGAAGAAAGGAUCCUCUAUAUCGAAGACGAAUUUUAUCAAUGAAAUGAAUUUAUAUGAUGAACUAUUUCAGGAAAAAGACUCCGAUGAAGUAAACAUGCAAGAAAUUGGGGAACACUAUCUCACAUUCAAUAAUGACGACCUCAACAAAUAUAUGAACGAAGCUUUGAAUGAAAGUCAUGCUUUUGAUUUUAGAUACAAUUCCUAUAUGUUUUCUGAAUCGGAAAGCGAUGAAGAGGAAAAUGAGCCAACAAUUUUAUUUGCAAAUAAAGGGCAUCUUGAUAGUUCAGAAGAACCAGAAAUUAGUCAUGAUAUCAGCUUAUCGGAUAUAGAUAUGUUUGAUGGUGCCGCUUUCCCCAAUAAAGUGGGUUCAGCACCUCAGAAGAGAAUCAGCGAUUAUUUGAAAGAUGAAAGUGAAAUAAAUCCCGAUAUUGUUAAGCAGCCCAAAAGAGCUUCCACUUUUAGAGGGGUACCUUGGAACAAACAGCAGAAUUCUCGUGGAACUGAUCCUGUAUUAAAAAGAAAGUAUCAAAAGUUUGGAGUGAAACGGUUGAGAAGGAAGGAAUUUAAUGCACCCUCAAGAAAGUUGCACGAGAAGCCAACUAAAGCCAAAGAACAGGAGGAAGCCAAAGGAAGUUCAACAAAGACCAAAAAUUCCCAAAGUGAGGUAUAUCAACCUCCUAUUUCAAACUACUACUACAAAAAAUCUCCUGCUACCUUCACCACUUCAAUAGAAGUUGAAAGUACCAAAAAGUUCAUCAAGACUAGUAGAUUCGAUCAGAUACACCAAAGAGAUUUCCAAUUUAAUCGAAGAAAAGAGCGGUUAGUUGACAUUGACAUAUCCAAACUACAUUUGUUGAGCCAAGAUUAUAUUUCCUUUGGAAGUGCUAGACCAUUGACUGUAAACCUUGGAGAUAGGGGAUUUACACUCAGUUUGGUGACAAAAUUAAAUUCUAUUAAUGAAGCUGUUCAGCUUUUGCAGUCGAUUUCUAGAAGACUAAAUGGUACGAUUGUUGACUUGUCAGGGAUUGCAGGGGCUCUUCGAACCUUGUUAAAUUGGUAUGUCACAUUGCAAGAAAUUCCCAAUGAAGUUGAAUGGAAGUACCUCAGGUACAUUGUGAAAAGAUCUGCUCGAAGAGAUCCAAAAGAAGUUUCUGAACUUCUUCCCUCUACUCUAUGCAUUUUUUACACUUUUUUGAAUUUGACUGAAAAGUAUAAUGGUAGCAGCAAGGUACUAUUUGAUGAAUUCAAAGACUACUGUGGGUUCUUUUGGUGGUUGGUUUAUGAGAAAUUACACGAGAAUACAGAAUUUGGAACUUUUAAUGAAGCUGACAUGUAUUAUAGUUUUAUCCUUGAGUUGUUAUCUUCUAACAUGGAGUUGUUUUGGUCAACAGUGAUAAACAGUGUUGAAAAAGUUAACGAACAAAGAACUGGUAUGUGUUUGGAGGGUAUGUUUUACUUAUGCAACAAGAUUUCACCCAAGAAUUAUAACUGGGAAUGCCUUUACAAAUUGUAUGACACUUUCAACGAACAGAUUCCAAGUACACUAUACAAAGAAUUCAUUGACAUAUGUUUCCUUUUGAAUCAGCGGAGAUCUUGGCCUCUAGAAGAAAAGCUUAUAAUGCUUUUGUAUUCUACCGUCACGAAAAGAAAAUUCUUCAACUUUGAAGACGAGAGCUUGGAUGCAGCCCCAAUUUCGAAGAUCUCUACUAUCAAUGAUAUACCGAACUCUUCCUUUUUUGAGUGCUUUAUCCAGUUUUUUUACUACUACGUCUCAGCUUUGUCUGCCGAUUCCUCAACCAAAAGGCUUUCAACGAAGUUGUUAACGUCCAGCCAUUUUAGCUAUGGAAAAGGAAAGAAACACCAGGUGGCUUUCAUCAAUAGGUUUAACUUCAUUAUAAUAUUAAGCCAAGUUUCAAGUCUAAAUCAGAACAAUCUGGUCACCGAUUUGAUAAAGCUGAUUCAAGAAUCUAAAGACCUUGAUAUCUACCUGUUGGCCAUCAGAAAUCUCAAGACAUAUACUGAAAUUGUGAUUUCAAAAGAUCAGACUGCACCGAUAGAGUCUUUUAGUUUGUUGCUUGUUAAUACUUCUCUGCUAUAUCUGUCGGUCCCUGGAAUAUCCAAGAUAUUGAUACAGUUGUCGGUCUGUAUGAAACAGUCUUUCUGCCUUGACAAGCCACUGUCAUCAUUAAAUGCUCUGAACUCAUUGCAGUUCUUUAACGUGAUGAGAGGAAUAGAAUUGAAAGAUUUUCAUGAUGACAUAGCAAUUAGAGUUAUUGAAUUGUUGAAAGUUGCAGCACAUAGUCUAAUUCUUGAAAGAGAAACCUUGAUUCAGAAGUCAGAACUAGCAAAAAGCCUUGUUGAGAAGAUUCGUUCGUAUAUCAGCCGAAUUAUGGGAGGCUUCCCAAUGAAGACCAGAGUUAGGGAACAGAAAUUGACUCUCCUCAUUGAGGAUUGUUUACAGCUUUGGAUAUCAAUUUCUGCCAUUGUCGAUCCGAACUGGAACAAGAUAAUUUUCCAAGAAUUCCUCUAUAUGGGUAAUUCUUACCUGAGAGAUUUGUUCUCUUUGGAACUAUUUUGCAACAUUUUGAAUUACAAUGAUAUACCGCAGCACUUGGAGGUUGUGCUACAAACCCUUAUUAAGCUGUUGGCAAAGCUUCAACCCCCAAAGUACGCUACGAGUAUCAUAAAUGCAUUGAGGAGGCUUUCCUUGCCCAUCCUCGAAUUCAAAAAUAUUCAUUUGAACAGGAGGUUGACACCAAUUGAGCUCAAUACCAAUAAGUCUCAAAUCGUUUUAUCUGUGUUGUCCAAUUUAGUGGAAGGAGCAAUGCUGAGGCAAAGUAAGGUUAACUUGAUCUGUUCAUUCAUGGAUGCUUUGAAUGAAGAAUAUGAUAGGUAUUUCAAAUCAUCAAAGUUUGUUGAAUUCUGCAAGCGAAACGUUGAAUUUCUUCAGGUUCAUGCAACUGAACUUGUAGGAACUCUCUCCAUAUAUCAAGAGUUGGCUAAUAAGUUGGAUGUAACCCCCAUUUCAGCUAAUCAAAUAAAAUGGAAGGGUUUGCCAUUAGUCAAAAAACUAGUUGUAUUGCAUAAGGAAUUUAUUUCCAGUAUAGUGUACCAAAAGGAUGUUUUUGCAACAUUGAACCAGUACACAGAAACCGGCAUUUGGAACUCACUAUUUCAUCUAGUCAGUAUCUACAUGAAGGCAAUUACCAUAAAUCAAUUGGAAUACUGGUUAUGUAUUUCCAUUUUGUUGGAUUUUUUGUCUCUAAAACUAGACUCGUUCGAGAUAGAUGUCACUAGUAGAGAGUUUGCGAGAUUCGUCCUUCUGCUCGAAGACAUGACUUCGCUAUGCUAUUCUCAUUGGGGUAGUCGAUUUGCCAACGUGUUAAGAAACUAUCAAUUGAAAGCACUUUGUCAGACUUACAGUAUUUUGGGCAAGGCCUAUUUAAUAUUUGAUGGUUACAAAGAUCACCAAUUCAUCAAAAAAGCAAUAGAGAAACUGUUGCUUGAUUACGCUUUACCCAGUGCACAGAAAAUGCCUGUCCUUGACAAAGCAUAUUCUUCCUUUUUGUUUCUGGACAUUUCGAACAAUUCAAAAGACUUGCUUCUUCCAAUGGAACAGCAUCUUUUGAAACCUGAUCAUGAAAGGUACGACCCUCAAGAAUAUGCCGGUCAUUUAAGGGUUUUGGCUGCUGACAAUGCUUUGUCAGAAACUCUCUACUUUGAUUUUUCAUUUCAAUAAAGAAAUGAAGAGCAUGAAGAACUGAGAAUCGAUUAUUUAACUAAUAGUAUACUUAAUUAUUAUUCUAAUCCCUUUUGACUUCUGAUCAACUGGAUUUCAGCUUCCAACUUAUCGCGACCCUUCUUCACCUCCAAAAGAGCUACUACGGCCCUUAAUAAUUCAUCAUAUUUUGCCAUUGCUUUCCUCGUCGGCAUAACGGGCCUCCAAGAGGUACCUCCAGCAGUAGGUAUAUCAAGCUCAGUAAAGACACUAGUAACUGAUUUAAGAACAGAUUGUCUUUGCUGUAAGCCAGGUAGUCUUUGUGAAGAUCGAAGUAUGACGCCAGGAGUUAACCUUUCGUUAGCAUGAUAGUGAAGACCGUAGGCUUCUUCUUCUUUUGCAGUAAGUCGCUUCAUGAGCAAUUUAUGGAUAGCAGAAAUUUCGUUCUUGUUACCUUGGCUUUGGUUUUGUUUAACAAGAUUCGAUAAGUGCUGUUGCAAAUGUGUCUGGAAUGUACGCUCUUUCCGAAUUGAGGAAGAGGCAGCAAGCGGUAUGGGAGGUGGAAUAGGAUCAUGACUCGGAGAAGAUUGAUUUUGUAAUUGGCGCCUUUUCUGAUUUUUGUCCAUAAUCAUCAAGUUAUUAUAGAGGUUAGUCAAGCCUUGAGAAGACUGAUAUUGUUGGACAGACU
Molecule: messenger RNA, 5092 nt
Organism: Yamadazyma tenuis ATCC 10573
Lineage: Eukaryota; Fungi; Ascomycota; Pichiomycetes; Serinales; Debaryomycetaceae
Source: RefSeq, a predicted model, not a curated record